Molecule: messenger RNA, 672 nt
Organism: Toxotes jaculatrix (banded archerfish)
Lineage: Eukaryota; Metazoa; Chordata; Actinopteri; Toxotidae
Gene: mif
Product: macrophage migration inhibitory factor
Exons: 3
Coding region: 101-448 (115 amino acids)
Molecular function (GO): cytokine activity; phenylpyruvate tautomerase activity
Source: RefSeq, a predicted model, not a curated record
AAGAGAAGUGUCCUCGGGCAUUGCUUCCGCCUGUGUGUAGGAUCGCAGCAUCUGCAGCGUGUGAAGGGGAGAAAGACAGCACCAAGAAAAACGAGCAAUCAUGCCGAUGUUUGUGGUGAACACCAACGUUGCCAAAAGUGAUGUGCCAGCGGCCCUGCUGUCCGAGGCCACAGAGGAGCUGGCCAAAGCUAUGGGCAAACCUGCACAGUACAUAGCUGUGCACAUCAACCCUGACCAAAUGAUGAUGUUUGGAGGAAAGGGAGACCCCUGUGCACUCUGCUCCCUUCACAGCAUCGGCAAGAUCAGCGGUGCGCACAACAAACAAUACUCUAAACUCCUGUGUGGACUCCUCAACAAACACCUGGGCGUCUCUCCUGACAGGAUUUAUAUUAACUUUGUAGACAUGGAUGCAGCUAACGUGGCCUGGAACAACACUACCUUUGCCUGAGAUGGAGGUCGACACGCUGAAGUAGAAAAUCAUUCCAAUAUUUUGCUACAUGUGUGAGCACAUUUAACAACGACAGAAUGAAACAGAAUGAAAGAGCAGACAUCUGGUAAUCCACUGGCCAAUAUACUGUACAGCUGUCUUAAAAGCACUUAGCAAGACCCUUUAGCUUUGCACUGAUCCUUUCCCCUUUUAAAUGCAAUAAAAUGAUCCCUGUAGACCAUAAA